AUGCGUCUCCCAGGCUGCCCAGGCCCUGGCUCCCACCAGGCCCUGCCACCCUGGAGCCUGAGCCCAGGACCAGCAACCGCCAGCCUGCUUUGUCUUGCAGUGGAGCUCGACCACGCCCUGGGCCACCAGGAGCCCCACUGGAAGGAGUUUCGCUUUGACCUGACUCAGAUCCCGGCGGGGGAGGCGGUCACAGCUGCUGAGCUCCGGAUCUACAAGCUGCCCAGCACCCACCCUCUCAACAGGACCCUCCACGUCAGCAUGUUCGAGGUGGUCAGAGAGCGGGCCAACAGGGAGUCUGACUUGUUCUUUUUGGAUCUUCAGACGCUCCGAGCUGAGGACGAGGGCUGGCUGGUGUUGGACGCGACAGCAGCCAGUGACCGCUGGUUGUUGAACCGUAACAAGGACCUGGGACUCCGCCUCUAUGUGGAAACAGAGGACGGGCGCAGUGUGGAUCCUGGCCUGGCCGGUCUGCUGGGGCGACGGGCACCACGCUCCAAACAGCCUUUCAUGGUCACCUUUUUCAGGGCGAGCCCCAGCCCCAUCCGGGCCCCUCGGGCAGUGAGGCCCCUGAGGAGGCGGCUGCCGAAAAAAACCAACGAGCUGCCGCAGCCCAACAAGCUCCCGGGGAUCUUCGAUGAUGUCCAUGGCUCCCACAGUCGGCAGGUGUGCAGUCGGCAUGAGCUCUAUGUCAGCUUCCAGGACCUCGGCUGGCUGGACUGGGUCAUCGCCCCCCAGGGCUACUCAGCCUAUUACUGUGAGGGGGAGUGCUCCUUCCCGCUGGACUCCUGCAUGAACGCCACCAACCAUGCCAUCGUGCAGUCCCUGGUGCACCUGAUGAAGCCGGACGCGGUUCCCAAGGCGUGCUGUGCGCCCACCAAGCUGAGCGCCACCUCUGUGCUCUACUAUGACAGCAGCAACAACGUCAUCCUGCGCAAACACCGCAACAUGGUGGUCAAGGCCUGUGGCUGCCACUGAGGCCCCGCCCUGGCCGCUGCAGGGCCUCCAGCCUGGAUCAGUCUCUUUGCAGAGGCUGA
Miniopterus natalensis is the source of this 1034-nucleotide messenger RNA. The record is from RefSeq and is a predicted model, not a curated record. NCBI's taxonomy places the organism in Eukaryota, Metazoa, Chordata, Mammalia, Chiroptera, Miniopteridae.